This is a messenger RNA of Lotus japonicus, 1622 nucleotides long. RefSeq names its product alpha/beta hydrolase domain-containing protein WAV2. The transcript is spliced from 8 exons. Lineage: Eukaryota; Viridiplantae; Streptophyta; Magnoliopsida; Fabales; Fabaceae. The record is from RefSeq and is a predicted model, not a curated record. Bases 297 to 1247 code for a protein of 316 amino acids. Gene Ontology annotation, molecular function: palmitoyl-(protein) hydrolase activity; serine-type peptidase activity. Gene Ontology annotation, biological process: proteolysis. Gene Ontology annotation, cellular component: membrane.
UCUUUUUGGAUUCCUUACUUUGAGUCUCUUGUGAAAUUCUCUUUUGUUUAAUGUUGUCCUCUUUCUCUCUCAUGGAAACACACUAUUUGUGUCCCAUCAAAUCCAAGGCAGAUUGGUAGCCAAAUUCCCAUUGGGGUUUGUUUCUCCCUAGAAAACACAAAGAGGCCCCAAUCAAUCCAAUUCCAAUUCUCUCUCUCACUCACUCACCUCUGGUUGCUAUUGCUGUCACUCUUGCAACAGUCGAAGAAUUUGCAGAAUUCAGAUUCACAAUUUCAGAUCACAGAGAGAAGAAGACAAUGGUUUCGUACAUGAAUAUCUUGCUGUACGGAGUAGGAGGCUUGGUGGUAGCUGGAAUGGCAUUGCUCGUCGCGCUUCAGGAGAAGCUAGUCUACGUCCCCGUCUUGCCUGGUCUCACCAAAUCCUACGCCAUCAACCCUUCUCGUCUCCGCCUCACCUACGAGGACGUUUGGCUCUCUUCCUCCGACGGCGUUCGCCUUCACUCCUGGUUCAUCAAGCUCUUCCCUGAUUGCAGAGGUCCGACCAUCUUGUUUUUCCAAGAGAAUGCUGGAAAUAUUGCUCAUCGUCUUGAAAUGGUUCGAAUAAUGUUGCAGCAGUUACAGUGCAAUAUUUUCUUGCUUUCUUACCGAGGCUAUGGAGCAAGUGAUGGCUAUCCUUCUCAGCAUGGUAUUACUAAGGAUGCUCAGGCUGCAUUGGAUCAUCUUUCUCAAAGGUCUGAUAUUGAUACAUCCAGAAUAGUUGUAUUUGGACGAUCACUUGGGGGUGCAGUUGGAGCUGGACUAACAAAAAAUAAUCCAGACAAGGUUGCUGCACUGAUACUUGAAAAUACAUUCACGUCAAUAUUGGAUAUGGCUGGAGUUUUGUUACCUUUUUUGAAGUGGUUUAUUGGAGGCAGUGGUUCAAAAGGUCCUAGACUCCUCAAUUUUCUUGUACGUUCUCCAUGGAGUACUAUUGAUGUUGUUGGCAAGAUCAAGCAGCCUAUCCUUUUUCUAUCUGGAUUGCAAGAUGAGAUGAUCCCCCCAUCACAUAUGCAAAUGCUCUAUGCUAAGGCAGCUACCCAUAAUAAUCAGUGUCUCUUUGUGGAGUUUCCCACUGGCAUGCAUAUGGACACUUGGAUGACUGGUGGUGACCGCUACUGGAGCACAGUUCGGGAGUUUCUUGAGCAGCAUGUUCCAGAGAAAAAGGAAGACGGAUCAUCCCAAAAUGGAAACGAUAUUGUUGCGAGGUGAUUGGCUGAGAUUAGAUUAUUUGAAUGAUACUAAUUGGCUAACUAAGGAUUCAAACAGUUUCUGCCCUUUGAAGCUGCAGCCACUAAGAGCUCUCUAUGAGAAGAAGAUGCUUCCUACUAGGACAUGAUGCUGCAUUUGAUUGUACAAUUUUGGCUGGGUUGCUUGUGGUUUCCAGAACUUGGAAGAUGGCCAAACAAUUUGUGAUUUCUCUUUUGCUAUACUGUUCGGCAUCGACAUUCUUGACGUCUGAUCAAAUUUCACAAAUGACAUGUAGAUUAAUUAUUAAUUAUCAAAUCCAUAUAUACAUUUACCAUAAAUGAAUUUCGACCAAACCAAAACAUAUCUUAAUGAAUGUGUUCAUGUCUUUUAUGACUC